Messenger RNA from Paralichthys olivaceus (Japanese flounder), 2051 nucleotides. Lineage: Eukaryota; Metazoa; Chordata; Actinopteri; Pleuronectiformes; Paralichthyidae. The record is from RefSeq and is a predicted model, not a curated record.
GCUCAGGAGGUGGUUGCGUGACUCCUGGUGAGAUAGCACCAGUGUGAGUAGAGUGAGUGCACAGGUCGGUGGGACAGUAUCGGUUAGAACGUGGAAACUCGACGGGACGCGUCUUUUACGCAGCGACAGCCACCUUGUGAUAUUACUGGACGGAAUAAGUCAUUUUGACUUUUUCGUCUCUUUAAGGGAGGUGGAGACAACUUAACCACCCCCUCCCUUCGUCCUGGACUGAAAUCACCGACUGUCUUUGCACAGGGGAGACACUUGAAGGACUCCCAAAGCACUUGAGAUGGAGACUCCCGAUGGCCACUGUGCGAGUAAUGGCCAAUGCUCUCCUGGUAAGGAGAACUCAAGAGUUUUACCAGACAUGUCAACACCUAAUGGACAGACAGUUCCUCAGGGUCCCAAUUCCCCCCGCGAACUGACAAUUAAGCAAGAGGAAGACACGGUGGAGGAAACUGACAACAGAAGCCCAGCACUUGAAGAAAUAGGCCAAACAGGGGAGGAAUUGGUCGUAUUGGAGGAAUCCAUGACUGGCAGUCCGAGCAAUGCCCAGGAUGGAUUGUCUGGACCCAAUACAACGGCUGAUUCAGGAAGUCGGCAACCAAAUGGUGAGAGGCCAUUCCAGUGCAAACAAUGUGGUGUCUCGUUCACCCAGAAGGGAAACCUGCUGCGACACAUCAAGCUGCACACGGGCGAAAAACCAUUCAAAUGCCCCUUCUGCAGCUACGCCUGCCGGCGGCGCGAUGCCCUCACUGGUCAUUUGCGCACUCAUGCUGUUGGCAAACCGCACAAGUGUAACUACUGUGGGCGGAGUUACAAGCAGCGCACGUCUUUGGAGGAGCAUAAAGAGCGAUGCCACAGUUACCUGCAAGGUAUCGGUCUGGAUCCGACUGCCCACACCAGCCCUUACACAGGUGAGGUUCCUAAAGAGCCGAGGGCCAUGGCAGAGGCAAACGCCAUGGCAACCUUCGAUAGGCCGCCAGUUAUUGAGAGGCUGCAUAGCAAUGUGGGCAAGAGGAAGAGCACCACGCCCCAGAAGUUUGUGGGUGAAAAGAUGGUUCGCUACAGCUACCCUGAUAUAGGCUAUGAGAUGGGCAUUAAGUAUGAAAAGCAGGCUGAGCUGAUACCAGCCCAUAUGAUGGACCAGGCCAUCAGCAAUGCUAUCACGUACCUAGGAUCGGACAGCCUUCGGCCCAUGCUCCACCAUACAGGGCCCCCUCUCUCUAUGGCUGAAGUGGUGCCCAUGGUCAACCCCCUCUACCACCAUGUCCUGCCAUUGGGCCACCGUACAGAGCAUCCAGGAAACUGUGAUUCGCUGCCACCACAUCCGCCUCAGUCCAAUAACUUCCCCAGCCACCCCACCUCAAAUGGCCCCACUUCUCUAACCAGGCAGGACAAGCCACCCCAGUCAGGGCACGAGGAAUCACCCAGCAACAGCGGAGUCGACUCUGCAGACUCGGCUCGGAGCAGCCCUCAGGAGAGACAGGGCCACCAUGGGGUCCAUCCCCCUCCUGGCCUCAGGUCUCGAGUGAGUCCAGCGGUGAUAUGCUCAAGUGAGCGGGUGACGGAACCAUCACUGAGAGCAGGGAUGGGGACUGGGCUGAUGCGAGUGGCCGCAGAGAGGCCCAUGAGCCAGAGAGGGGUGAGGGUGUUUGCACGAGAGGGGCAGGAGCUGCGGGCCUUCCAGUGCAGGCACUGCCAGGUGCUGUUCCUGGACCAUGUUAUGUACACCAUCCACAUGGGUUGCCACGGUUACAGAGAUCCACUGGAGUGCAACAUCUGUGGGCACCGCAGCAAAGAUCGCUACGAGUUCUCCUCUCACAUCGUCCGUGGUGAACACACCUUCCAGUGAAAGCAUGCGUGGGGAUUAAGAGGAAGACAAAGAAGGGAAUGGAGCAAUAGCCUGAUAUCCAUUCUUAUCCCCAGACCUCUGAGACUGAACAGCUGAAGAGCACUGUAUUCAAGUGUAGCACAAUCAAAGACUUCUUUUUAAGCUACUUAUUGUGAAUCAGAACAUUUUACAACAAUCAUAUGAAGGUAUGGGCCAA